CUCACUCACAACCAUGGAGGGGCAGAGGGCCGAAGGCAUGAAGGAUUCUGAAUCCAUCAAAAGGACGCCAACCACUCUCUUUCUACGAACUCCAUCUCUCUCCUCUGCCCCUCCAGUAUCUCCACCUCCCCCUUCUCUCUCCUCGCCCUACUCUGCUCUACUCACUCCCCCAACUGCCAGCCGAAUCCUACUAUCCCCUCCUCUCCGAGCUCCGCCAUUCCCCAAGCACAACAACUCCUUGCAGAGGCGGACGCAGUCGGUGACAUCAAUGCCCUGACUGCAGGCUGCCCUGCCCAUGCACUGGGCGCCUCUGCUCUCUCUCACUCUCAGACACGACGCAGUCACCGACUCACCGCCACCUCCGUUAACUCCCUUGCCUGGUCGCUUCCCGACGCAUACGUGCGCCCAUGCACGCAACCGCCGCAUACGUGCGCCUCCCUACUUGCCCCUGCCCUGCUCAUGUACUCACCACAAUCUUACGGGAUCCCCAAUCUUACACCUAGGAGGAGGCUACGACCUCAAGAAGCUCUGGGCUGUGGCGAGCUGCGAGCAUUGAGUCGAGGGGCACCGAGAAGAUGGCAAUGGUGCGGCCAUUCUUGGCGCCGCUGAUGAUAGCGGCGGUGUUUCUUCUUUCAUGUAUGGCGGCGGCGGCGGCAGACGACGGCGACGUAAUGCUGCAGGUGAAGAGCGCGUUCGUCGACGACCCCCAGGAGGUCUUGGCGAGCUGGAACGCCAGCGCGUCAGGGUUCUGUUCCUGGGGCGGCGUGGCGUGCGACGCGGCGGGGCUCAGGGUCGUGGGCCUCAACCUGUCCGGCGCCGGGCUGGCCGGGACGGUGCCCCGCGCGCUGGCGCGGCUCGACGCGCUGGAGGCGAUCGACCUGUCGUCGAACGCGCUCACGGGCCCCGUCCCGGCGGCGCUCGGCGGGCUGCCCAACCUCCAGGUGCUGCUGCUCUACUCCAACCAGCUCGCGGGCGUGCUACCGGCGUCGCUGGUGGCGCUCUCGGCGCUCCAGGUGCUCCGCCUCGGCGACAACCCGGGCCUGUCGGGCGCUAUCCCGGACGCGCUAGGCAGGCUCGCCAACCUCACCGUGCUCGGCCUCGCCUCCUGCAACCUCACCGGCCCGAUCCCAACGAGCCUCGGGCGGCUCGGCGCGCUCACGGCGCUAAAUCUGCAGCAGAACAAGCUGUCCGGGCCGAUACCGCGUGCCCUCUCCGGCCUGGCGAGCCUCCAGGUGCUCGCGCUCGCCGGCAACCAGCUCAGCGGCGCGAUACCGCCGGAGCUCGGGAGGAUCGCGGGGCUCCAGAAGCUCAACCUUGGGAAUAACUCGCUGGUGGGCGCCAUACCGCCGGAGCUCGGCGCGCUCGGCGAGCUCCAGUACCUCAACCUCAUGAACAACCGCCUCUCCGGCCUCGUCCCGCGCGCGCUCGCCGCGAUAUCGCGCGUGCGCACGAUCGACCUGUCCGGCAACAUGCUCUCCGGCGCGCUGCCCGCCGAGCUCGGCCGUCUGCCGGAGCUUACUUUCUUGGUGCUAUCCGACAACCAGCUCACCGGCAGCGUCCCCGGCGACCUGUGCGGCGGCGAUGGAGCGGAGGCUAGUAGCCUCGAGCACCUUAUGCUCUCCACGAACAACUUCACAGGGGAGAUACCGGAGGGGCUCUCGCGGUGCCGGGCGCUGACGCAGCUCGACCUCGCUAACAACAGCCUCUCCGGCGGUAUCCCCGCCGCGAUCGGCGAGCUCGGCAACCUGACGGACCUUCUGCUCAACAACAACAGCCUCUCUGGGGAGCUGCCGCCAGAGCUCUUCAACCUCGCCGAGCUCCAGACACUGGCAUUGUAUCACAACAAGCUCACCGGUCGGCUGCCGGACGCCAUCGGCCGCCUAGGUAACCUAGAGGUGCUGUACCUGUACGAGAACCAGUUCGCCGGCGAGAUACCGGCGUCCAUCGGCGACUGCGCGAGCUUGCAGCAGGUCGAUUUCUUCGGGAACCGGUUCAACGGGAGCAUACCAGCGUCCAUGGGGAACCUGUCGCAGCUGAUCUUCCUUGACCUCAGACAGAACGACUUGUCCGGCGUGAUCCCGCCGGAGCUGGGUGAGUGCCAGCAACUCGAAAUCUUUGAUUUGGCCGACAAUGCUCUGUCCGGGUCGAUUCCCGAGACGUUCGGGAAGCUCCGUUCGCUGGAGCAGUUCAUGUUGUACAACAACUCGCUGUCCGGCGCAAUACCGGACGGCAUGUUCGAGUGCCGGAACAUCACGAGGGUCAACAUCGCCCACAACCGCCUCAGCGGCAGCCUCGUGCCGCUCUGCGGCACGGCGAGGCUGCUGUCGUUUGACGCAACCAACAACUCCUUCGACGGCAGGAUCCCCGCGCAGCUUGGCCGGUCGUCUUCGCUCCAGCGCGUGCGCCUGGGAAGCAACAUGCUCUCCGGGCCGAUCCCGCCGUCGCUUGGCGGAAUCGCCACGCUGACCCUGCUGGAUGUGUCAAGCAACGAGCUCACCGGUGGCAUCCCAGCGGCGCUCGCUCAAUGCAGGCAGCUCAGCCUCAUCGUCCUGAGCCACAACCGCCUGUCAGGGGCGGUUCCGGGCUGGCUGGGCUCGCUGCCGCAGCUCGGCGAGCUGGCACUCUCCAACAACGAGUUCACCGGAGCAAUCCCGAUGCAGCUCAGCAACUGCUCCGAGCUCCUGAAGCUGUCCCUCGACAACAACCAGAUCAAUGGAACAGUGCCGCCUGAACUCGGCGGCUUGGUGUCCCUCAACGUACUGAAUCUCGCACACAACCAGCUCUCAGGUCCGAUUCCGACGACGGUCGCAAAGCUGAGCGGCCUCUAUGAGCUUAACCUGUCGCAGAAUUACCUGUCCGGCCCGAUCCCUCCGGAUAUCGGCAAGUUGCAAGACUUGCAGAGCCUGCUGGACUUGAGCAGCAACAAUCUCAGUGGCCACAUCCCUGCAUCGCUCGGCUCACUCCCCAAGUUGGAAAACCUGAACCUGUCCCACAACGCUCUGGUCGGCGCGGUGCCGUCCCAGCUCGCUGGAAUGAGUAGCUUGGUGCAGCUGGACCUGUCCAGCAACCAGCUGGAAGGGAAGCUGGGCACCGAGUUCGGCCGGUGGCCGCAGGCCGCAUUCGCUGACAAUACAGGGCUCUGCGGUAGCCCCUUGAGAGGUUGCAGCAGCAGAAACAGCCAUUCGGCGCUGCACGCGGCGACCAUCGCGUUGGUGUCUGCGGUGGUCACGCUGUUGAUUAUCCUCCUGAUCAUUGCGAUUGCGCUGAUGGUGGUGCGCCGCAGGGCCCGGGGUUCAGGCGAGGUGAACUGCACGGCGUUCUCGUCGUCGAGCUCGGGCAGCGCAAACCGGCAGCUCGUCGUCAAGGGCUCGGCGCGGCGGGAGUUCCGGUGGGAGGCGAUCAUGGAGGCCACGGCGAACCUGAGCGACCAGUUCGCCAUCGGGUCCGGCGGAUCAGGCACGGUGUACAGGGCGGAGCUGUCCACUGGCGAGACGGUUGCCGUGAAGAGGAUAGCGCACAUGGACAGCGACAUGCUGCUCCACGACAAGAGCUUCGCGCGGGAGGUCAAGAUCCUGGGCCGCGUCCGUCACCGGCACCUGGUCAAGCUGCUCGGCUUCGUCACGUCCCGCGAGUGCGGCGGCGGCGGCGGCAUGCUCGUGUACGAGUACAUGGAGAACGGCAGCCUCUACGACUGGCUGCACGGCGGCAGCGAUGGCCGGAAGAAGCGGACGCUCAGCUGGGAAGCGCGGCUCAUGGUUGCCGCCGGGCUGGCGCAGGGCGUGGAGUAUCUCCACCACGACUGUGUGCCCCGCAUCGUGCACCGGGACAUCAAGUCCAGCAAUGUGCUCCUCGACGGCGACAUGGAGGCGCACCUCGGCGACUUCGGCCUCGCCAAGGCCGUCGCCGAGAACCGGCAGGCCGCCUUCGAUAAAGACUGCACCGAGUCAGCUUCCUUCUUCGCCGGAUCAUACGGGUACAUCGCUCCAGAGUGUGCUUACUCCCUGAAGGCGACGGAGAGAAGCGACGUCUACAGCAUGGGCAUCGUGCUAAUGGAGCUCGUCACCGGGCUCUUGCCGACCGACAAAACCUUCGGCGGCGACAUGGACAUGGUGAGGUGGGUGCAGUCGAGGAUGGAUGCGCCGUUGCCAGCAAGGGAGCAGGUGUUCGAUCCUGCUCUGAAGCCGCUGGCGCCGCGUGAGGAGUCGUCGAUGACGGAGGUGCUGGAAGUGGCGCUCCGGUGCACAAGGGCGGCGCCGGGUGAGAGGCCGACCGCGCGGCAGGUCUCCGAUCUGCUGCUUCACGUUUCACUCGAUUACUGACGCGUCUGCGAGAUGAAUUAGACUUUGUUCGUUUGUGUCGGAUUGAUGGGUCAGAACGAUUCCUAACCGGAUUGUUUCUCUAAUUUAUAUAAACUUUGAUUAGCUAGAACGAUUUCGGGUGUAAUCCGACACAAACAAGACUUUAGGAUUUGAAAAGUGGGCUGGAUUGUCUUAGCAGCCGCUUUGACUGAGUCGUGCUUCAGCUAGCCUAUCUUUAAUUCAAGAAAUUAGGGCGAGCGGGGAAGAAUGCCCUCCAAAAUUGGAUCGCUUAAUUUCAAAUUUUGAGCUCCCUUGUACAAUCAUCAUUUGGAAAUGUCCAGCAACGAGGCAUACCAAAGCAUCAAUGAUUGAGAUCCUUUUGCUAA
Zea mays is the source of this 4684-nucleotide messenger RNA. RefSeq names its product LRR receptor-like serine/threonine-protein kinase GSO1. Gene Ontology annotation, molecular function: receptor serine/threonine kinase binding; protein kinase activity; ATP binding. The transcript is spliced from 2 exons. Bases 576 to 4319 code for a protein of 1247 amino acids. Lineage: Eukaryota; Viridiplantae; Streptophyta; Magnoliopsida; Poales; Poaceae. The record is from RefSeq and is a predicted model, not a curated record. Gene Ontology annotation, biological process: protein phosphorylation.